AAUAAUCAGGAAGAACUCUCAGCGCACCUUUUAGCUCUCCGAUAUGCAGAUUUGCUGAUAAAACAUCAGUUAUCUGUUCAUCUCAUACAGGUCGUGGAAAACUGCGAGUGCAUGGGAAUCUUUAACUCGUUUUUUCUUCACCGGGGUAUCUCGCCUUGAUUUCGUAUAAAACCCAGCACGAAUGCGAGCUGUAAUACCAGGCUACUGACGGCUCUAGCGGCUCCUUAUUGGCAUUUUCACGUCUAGGCUACUACAACUACUAUUGCUGACUUCUGCCUGUGGAUUUUACCGUUAUAUAUUGUGAAAGGUUUAGGAAGCAGAGGAAGCUCACCACUCCAGAAUCAUGGGACACUUUCAGCUCUCCCCCAUGCUCUCCCUUGGCCUUCGGCUUGUGGUUGUCGUAGGAAUCAUGUUUCUCAAAUUCCAACAUGUGAUGGCUAUGUCCUCGGACGUGGACUUGGAUCAGUUUGUGUCUCCAACUGCCAGCGGCAACGUUACUGUGUGCACCACAGCAGGCACAGCAUGUGAAAAAGGGGUGAUUCUGCCUAUCUGGGAACCUCAGAAUCCCUCGUUCGGGGACAAAGUGGCACGGGCGACAGUCUAUUUCGUGGCCCUGGUGUACAUGUUCCUUGGAGUGUCCAUCAUCGCUGACCGUUUCAUGGCGUCCAUCGAGGUCAUCACCUCUCAGGAGAAAGAGAUCACCAUCAAGAGACCCAACGGAGAGACCACCACCACCACCGUGCGGAUCUGGAAUGAGACAGUGUCCAAUCUCACGCUCAUGGCCCUGGGUUCGAGUGCCCCUGAGAUCCUACUGUCCGUCAUUGAGGUUUGCGGCCACGGUUUUGAUGCAGGAACCUUGGGUCCAAGCACCAUCGUGGGCAGCGCCGCCUUCAACAUGUUUGUCAUCAUCGGCAUCUGUGUGUGGGUGGUGCCCGACGGGGAGGUCCGUAAGGUCAAGCACCUGCGCGUCUUCUUCGUCACAGCCACCUGGAGCAUCUUCGCCUACAUCUGGCUCUACCUGAUCCUGGCUGUCAUCUCCCCCGGCAUAGUGCAGGUAUGGGAGGGCCUGCUCACCCUCUUCUUCUUCCCCAUCUGCGUGUUGUUCGCCUGGGUCGCUGACCGACGCCUCCUCUUCUACAAGUACGUCUACAAGCGCUACCGUACCGGCAAGCAGCGAGGCAUGAUCAUUGAAACCGAGGGUGACCGCCCGCUCCCAUCCAAAGUCGACAUUGAGAUGGACGGAAAGAUGCUCAACUCUCACGCGGUAGACUUCCUGGACGGGCCUCUGGGGCUGGACCUGAACGUGAAGGACCUGGAUGAGGAGGAGACCCGGCGCGACAUGGCCAAGAUCCUCAAGGAGCUGAAGCAGAAGCACCCAGACAAGGAGAUGGAGCAGCUGAUUGAACUGGCCAACUACCAGGUGUUGAGUUCGCAGCAGAAGAGCAGGGCCUUCUACCGCUGCCAGGCCACCAGGCUCAUGACCGGCGCUGGGAACAUCCUGAAGAAGCAUGCGGCCGACCAGGCCCGCAAGGCCGUCAGCUUGCACGAGGUUCGCUCUGAUGUGGCAGAUAACGACCCCAUUUCCAAGAUAUACUUUGACCCCGGCUCCUACCAGUGCCUGGAGAACUGCGGCACAGUGGCAGUUAACGUGCUGCGGCGAGGCGGUGACCUGACCAAGACAGUGUCGGUGGAGUUCCGUACGGAGGAUGGAUCAGCCAACGCGGGCUCGGACUACGAGUUCACCGAGGGGGUGGUGGUGUUCAAGCCCGGCGAGACCCAGAAGGAGAUCCGUGUGGGCAUCAUUGAUGAUGACAUCUUUGAGGAGGAUGAGAACUUCCUGAUCCACUUGAGCAACGUCAAAGUGCUGCUGGCAGAGGGAGAGGAGGUAGAGAACCCAGAGACCAAUCACGUGGAGGCAGUGGCCUGUCUCGGCCUGCCUGCCACGGCAACCGUGACCAUCUUUGACGACGACCACGCCGGCAUCUUCACGUUCGAGGAGCCGGUGGCACACGUGAGUGAGAGUGUGGGCACCAUGGAGGUGAAGGUUCUGCGUACGUCAGGGGCACGUGGGGUCGUCAUGGUGCCCUACAAGACUGUGGAGGGCACGGCACGUGGAGGAGGAGAGGAUUUCGAAGAUACCCACGGGGUCCUGGAGUUUCAGAACGAUGAAAUCUUGAAGACCAUAGCCAUUAAAAUACUUGACCGUGAGGUGUAUGAUAAACACAGCUACUUCACCCUAGAGCUGCAGACGCCACAAUGGAGAAGGAGAGGCCGGACAGCUACAGAGGUGGCUGUGAAGGAGGUGGAAGAGGAGACGCCACUGACAGAAGUGCAUGAUGAGGACCAACGCAUCGCUGAUAUGGGCCGACCCACGCUGGGGGACCACGUCAGACUUGAAAUCAUCAUUGAGGAAUCCUACGAGUUUAAGAACACUGUGGACAAGCUGAUUAAGAAGACAAACCUGGCCCUGCUGGUGGGGACUAACAGCUGGAGAGACCAGUUCAUCGAGGCCAUCACUGUCAGUGCCGGUGAGGAUGACGAGGAUGAAGAAUGCGGUGAGGAGAAGCUGCCGUCCUGCUUCGACUACGUCAUGCACUUCCUCACCGUCUUCUGGAAGGUUCUGUUUGCGUUCGUGCCCCCAACAGACUACUGGAAUGGCUGGGCCUGCUUCGUGGUGUCCAUCUGCAUGAUCGGCCUGCUUACAGCCUUCAUCGGGGACCUGGCCUCCCACUUCGGCUGCACUGUGGGCCUCAAGGACUCUGUCACCGCCGUGGUGUUCGUUGCGCUGGGGACCUCUGUGCCAGACACCUUUGCCAGUAAGGUGGCAGCCAUCCAGGACCAGUAUGCUGAUGCAUCCAUCGGCAACGUGACGGGCAGCAACGCGGUCAAUGUGUUCCUGGGCAUCGGCGUGGCCUGGUCCAUCGCCGCCAUCUACCACAACUCCAAGGGCAACGACUUCAAGGUAGACCCGGGGAGCCUGGCCUUCUCCGUCACUCUCUUCACCAUCUUCGCCUUCAUCUGCGUGGGGGUGCUGAUGUACCGGAGGCGACCUUCGAUCGGCGGCGAGCUGGGGGGUCCGCGGACUCCCAAGAUACUGACCACCAUGCUGUUUGUUAGCCUGUGGCUGCUGUACAUUCUGUUCUCCUCGCUGGAGGUCUACUGCCACUUCAAGGCCUUCUAAACAGCAUCAGACUUAAGAAGGCCCAAGAAGAGCUAACCAUUGACAAGAAGGAGGCAACAGCAGUGGUGAAAAACAUUUUCCUCUUGUCAUUAAUAAACCCCCCUUUCCCCCUAUCCCCCUUUUAAGAAGUGAAAGAUAUGCCCCCCCCUCCUCUGUCCCCAUGGUCUUGUGCUUAAUCAAAAUCAAA
Oncorhynchus nerka (sockeye salmon) is the source of this 3368-nucleotide messenger RNA. RefSeq names its product sodium/calcium exchanger 1-like. Gene Ontology annotation, molecular function: calcium:sodium antiporter activity. Gene Ontology annotation, biological process: calcium ion import across plasma membrane; sodium ion transmembrane transport; cell communication. Gene Ontology annotation, cellular component: postsynapse; sarcolemma; axon. Lineage: Eukaryota; Metazoa; Chordata; Actinopteri; Salmoniformes; Salmonidae. The transcript is spliced from 7 exons. The record is from RefSeq and is a predicted model, not a curated record. Bases 344 to 3181 code for a protein of 945 amino acids.